Molecule: messenger RNA, 1770 nt
Organism: Penicillium angulare
Lineage: Eukaryota; Fungi; Ascomycota; Eurotiomycetes; Eurotiales; Aspergillaceae
Product: RNA-binding protein
Exons: 5
Coding region: 1-1770 (589 amino acids)
Molecular function (GO): RNA binding
Source: RefSeq, a predicted model, not a curated record
AUGGCCGACCAGGAGGGCCUAGAAGAUGAUCUCUUCGCUGACCUUUAUGAUGCCGAUGAAUCGACGACUCGCACUACAGCUGUAGUAGAGGCUCCGAACCCUGAGCCCGCAGAGCUGGCCCCUUCGGCGGCUCCUGCUCAGCCUGCAUAUGAUUCAAUUCCUCAGAGCUACGACCCUGCUCCCACUGACAUUUAUACGACACAUGCGAUGCCCCCGCAGAAUUAUGGUACGGACUACCAAAAUGGGUCAGAAGCUACCUACAGCAACCCCGCCGCAGCUACCCCCGCCGAUAAUGACUCGCACGGAACUGGAAUUAAGGAAGACGGGAAAAUGUUUAUUGGCGGUUUGAACUGGGAAACUACAGAUCAAUCCCUUCGGGAUUAUUUCUCGCAGUUUGGCGAGGUCCAGGAGUGUACAGUCAUGCGAGACAGUGCCACAGGCCGCUCUCGUGGCUUUGGCUUCCUGACCUUCCGGGACCCUAAGACCGUGAACACUGUCAUGGUUAAAGAGCAUUAUUUGGAUGGCAAGAUUAUCGACCCAAAGCGUGCCAUCCCGCGUGACGAGCAAGAAAAGACCAGCAAGAUCUUCGUUGGUGGUGUCAGCCAAGAAGCUACAGAACAAGAUUUCAAGCAGUUCUUCAUGCAAUUCGGCCGAGUCGUGGAUGCAACUCUCAUGAUCGAUAAGGAUACUGGUCGUCCUCGUGGAUUCGGCUUCGUAACCUUCGAUAGUGAAACUGCCGUCGAAAAUGCACUUUCCCGUCCUCUCGAAAUUCUAGGUAAGGCCAUUGAGGUAAAGAAGGCUCAGCCCCGCGGUAAUCUGCGCGAUGAGGACAGAGGUGGUCGCCGAGGCGGCCGAGAUGGAGGUUUCCGCGACAUGAACCACGGAGGUAACGGCGGAGGAGGUGGUGGUGGUGGUGGUGGUGGUGGCGGCAGCGGCGGCGGAGAUCAACAGCAACAAGGAGCUCAACAAGGCAUGAAUGGUGGUAUGACUCCACAGAUGAUGGCACAGUACUGGCAACGUAUGCAGCAAUACUUUGCCAUGAUGCAGCAGCAGAUGGCCAUGACUGGCCAGGGCCAGGGAAUGCCCCCAGGAAUGGGUAUGGCUGGUAUGAACCCUGCCAUGAUGCAGCAGAUGCAGCAGAUGCAGCAGCAACAGCAACAGCAACAGCAGCAAAUGAAGGGAAUGGGUAACCAGCAGCAGCAAGGCAGCAUGAGCCCUAACCCUCAGAGCCCAGGAUCCCAGGCCAGUAUGCCCAUGAUGAACCCAUCUUCCAUGAUGCAACCAAUGCAGAACCCCGGCCAGGGCAAUGGUGGUAAUGGAAGCGCCAGCCCCGGUCCCAAUGCUGCCUACAACCGCCAGGCAACUGGACCAGGUUACAACGCCCAGGAACAGAUCGCCUUCGAACAACAGAAGUAUGAGCAACAACAAGUCCGUCGCCAGAUGGAUGGCCGCGCUUUCUCUCCCUAUCAACAAGGUGGCCCGACCUCCUGGGAGGGAAUGUACGAUGAAGUGCCACAACCUAAUAUUCCUUCGGGGCCCCAAGGUAUGACCCCCGUCGUCAGCAUCAAUCGUUAUCCGUCGUUUCCCAUGCGAAGACUACCCACCGCCUUUUCUUCAACUAACUUGCCUCUUGACGCAGGAUCUGCCGCUCAACCGAGCACUGCUCCUGCCAACGCUCCCACUGGACCUCGAAACGCUGGCAAGCCAGGUGCUAACUACCGCGGUGGUGGCCGAGGAGGGCACCGUGGCUUCCACCCCUAUUCUCGCUGA